AUAACAUUCGCAUAGAGUUUUUAAACGUCAGACGCGUUUUUUCUUUACAAGUUGUGGGUACUCAAUUGCGCUUAAUAUACACACCAAAAGUAAAAGAAAGAACCAUACAGCAACAACAACAAAAAAGAAACAAUAAAACACACACACACACCCGUGCAUACACAUACACACACGCAAGAAGAAAGCAAAUUAAACAAAAAAAAAUAAAACAACAGCAACAAAAAAUAUUCCAAACCAAAUGUAAAGAAAACGACAGCGGCAACAACGUCGUCUAGAAGAAAACCAAAUAAAAAAAUAUUAAUUCCAGUAAUUAAACAAAAAUAAUAUACAAAAAAUAAUUGCAACAACAAAAUAGGAAGAAGGAAAUCACAAAAAAGAAAAUAAAAUAAUUAAUGAAAAUAAAUUGCUUUUACUUUUUUCUCCAUUAGAACCACAACCACAAAUUGAAGGGGACAUCCCACAAAAUAAGUAUAAAGAUAAAAUCAAGAAAAAGAAGAAGAAAACACAAAGAAAAUAGUUAGCAAAAAAUAAAGAAAUAUUGCAACGCCGAAGUUUGUGAAUAAAAUUUAGAAAAAAUUCCAAUUAAAAAAAUAAAAUCUAUUUUUCUACUACUAUCUAUUAUUUAAAUAAAAAAAAAAUCUUAUAAGAAAAUUUUUGGAAUUUGUUCAUAGAGCAAAUAAGCAGUAAAUUGAAAUAAUAUGGUGCUUCAUUUACAACAACAACAAAGAAUAGUUUAAAAUAUUGUUAACCAGAAAAAGGAAAUCUACAAAAAAAGAAUUCAACAACAACAAAAAGAAGAAAUAGCAAAAUAAAGUGAAAGAUAUCGCCGCCGACGACGCCGUAUUCCAGCUCUCACAGCCGCCCCCACACACACAACAACACAUUAAAAGUGCAAUAUGUUUGCAAGGAUUUAAAGGAAAGCGGAAAUUAAACAUUAUAGCUUAGCGAAGAAAGAAACAGCAUUCAACAUUUACUAAUCCAACGGGAUAUAACAACAAUCAAAACCAAAACAACAACACCAGGCAUCCAGCAACAGCAUUGCUAACGAAUCAACAGAAUUUCAGUCCACAACAGCAACAACAAUCAUCAUUUACUACUGCAAAUACAAAUCAGGUCUUGAAUACAAACAAUCCCAUAGUUACCGGUGCCACAAUAACAACAACAACUCCCUCAUCAGCAACUGGAGCAGCAGCAGCAACAACUGGUCUGGGUCAAAAUUCGAUUAAGAAUAAACAUUCAAUAACAACGCAUCAUCCCCAUUUACAACAGCAACAACAACACCACUAUCAACCGCAACAUCAUCAGCAUCCCAGCAACAACAACAACAACCAUCACAGCAACAACACAACAGCAGCAACGAUGGGUCCCACCACAUUGAAUGGCACACAGCCACCACCAGCUCAGCUCCAGCAAUAUCAGCAACAUCUACAACAGCCACAGGUAACGACUGAUACGCAACAACAGCAUCUGCAUCAUCCACACCAACAGCCGCAUCAGCAACAACCUCAGCAACAGCAGCAGCAGCAUCAACAACAACAACAACAGCAGCAACAGCAAUACCAACAAGCCGGUUCAGAUCAGCUGUCGAAAACAAACGUCUACAUACGCGGCUUGCCCGAGGGAACGACCGAUAAAGAUUUAGUUAUUUUAUGUUCAGAGUAUGGUACUAUAGUUUCGGCCAAAGCUAUAUUUGAUAAGACAACAAAAAAAUGUAAAGGUUACGGCUUUGUAGAUUUCGAAUCACCGGCAUAUGCUGAGAAUGCCGUUAAAUCUCUUCAAGCUAAAGGCAUUAAAGCACAAAUGGCAAAAGUGGGUGUUUGGGUGCUCCUUAGGCCGGCCAUACAACAAGAACAGGAUCCAACAAAUUUGUACAUCACAAAUUUGCCGCCAUAUUUCAAAGAGACUGAUUUAGAGAAAAUGUUAUCGAAGUACGGACACGUGGUGUCGACCAAGAUUCUGUGUGAUGCCCAAUUGAAUUCUCGAGGUGUCGGCUUUGCACGCAUGGAAAAUCGCGAAAAAUGCGAACAAAUCAUACAAGUCUUGAAUGGUACUACAAUACCGGGUGCUAACGAUCCAUUGGUGGUUAAAUUCGCUGACAGCGGCUCAUCGGCCAAAAAGAAUCUAUUGAAAGCCCGUGAUCCCAACAAUCGUUCGCGUUUGGAUAUAUCAGCCGGAACAGCAGGUAUGGAAAGUAUACCUGUAACCCCUGAUCCAGGGGCUCAGCAAAAUGGUACUACAGCUGGCUAUACUCGUUUUGGUACACCCCAAAUAGGUAGUUAUCCCUUGGCUAGUUCUCCAUGGAUGGGCUAUAUGAUGACUACAACUGCUACACAGCCAGCUGCAGCAUUUGAGAAUCAGUAUUUACAAUUGGCUUCUUCACCACAACAUUUGAGCGUUUCGCCAUAUAAAACCGAUCUAGUGAAUACCCUACAGGGUCCAGGAAUGUAUUUGAAUGGUUCGGAGGCCGUAAUGCCAUAUGGAGCUAUGAUGCCACCCAUGGGUCCUUUACAGUAUAUAAGUCCCUCAUAUCCCUAUUAUGCUCCUCCAAUGAUUCCUACCAUACCUAUGACAGAUUCCUCUGACCAGGCAUUGAGUACAGCUGCCUCACCCAAUGGGGCUGCCUAUACACAAUUUUUACAUCCUUUAGCACCCAAGUAGAUGAAUGUUUUUGUUUGUUAAGUUCUAAGUCUAUCCAUAAAUGGAUGAGUAUCAUAAGAAACCAAAAUUUAUGUUUGUAACUGAAAAUCGAUGAUGAAUAAGAUAAAGAUAAAGUGGAAGAGGAAAUGGAAGAGAAGAAAUUAAAGAAAUGCAGAAAGAAGAAUGAAACCAAUCAAUGAUGAUGACGACGACGACGAAGAUGAAGAAGAAUGAGAUUUUGAAAAAACGCGCUUUUUAGUAAAACAAAAAUAAAUGAAGAAAAAAGAAAACAAAACAAAAGCCAAACUGGGCUUUUCUUUGGCUUUUUGUCUAAAAUUCAUACACACAUACAAACAUACAACAACACACUCAAUCACUUACAUCAUAAGUAUGCAAACAUCUGGCAACGUUUUAUACGACGAAAAAAAAUAAUCAGCGUAAUAACAAGAAUAAGAAGAAGCAGAAUAAGAGUAAACAAACAUUUAAGAAUAAGUCAAAACAAAAACAUGCUGUAGCUUUGCCUCAAGAAGAUAACAACAAACAAAAAAAAAAAAAAAAUAUGGAAAAAUAAAAAAAAAAUAUUUUUUUAUUUCUCUUACAAAGAGACCAGCCAACUCUUUGUUGAGCAAAUUGAGUGUCACACACAGAACCGGAUGCCAGAGCUGGCCAACACAACAUGCAUGUGUCACUGGCUUGGCCAGGCCUGGCCCCUGCGGAAAGGACAUUAUCAUCAUCUCAUCAUCACCAGCAUAUUUUUCGCCGUAGUCAAAUAGAAAUGUUUCUUCGUUUCGUUCUUUCUUUCUUUGGAAUACCAAGUAAUCUUAAGCUGCACAUUCCAUCGUUUAUUAGGGUCCGGGGGAGUUUGGAGUUGGUGCUGCUGCACCAUCCAACAGCUCCUUGGAAAAAAAAAUGUUUUUUUUUUAUUUUAAAGUAGUCAUGUGUUUUUGUAGUGUUUUUUUUUUUUCUAGUUUUAGUAGUUUAUAAUAAUAAAUGAAUUUUUUAUGGUUUUUUCCUCACCUCCUUUGUUUACUGUGUUUCUUAAGCUAUUUUUGUAAAAUUUCCAAAAAACAAAAACAAAAAAAAAAUGAUAAGAAAAUCCCAGAAAAUCCAGUAGUUCUUAAAGAAAAUAAAAAAAAAAAAAAAAAACAAAAAAAAUCGUAGUGGUAAACCAAUGAUAAGCUGAAGCAAAGAAAAUAAUGAAGAAGUAAAGCGAAAUAAAAGUUUAUUAAAUGUAAGUGAAAAAAAGAAAAGAAAAACACACACAGAGGAAAAAACAAACCAUAAAUGUGGAUGUAUUAUUUAUUUUGAAUAAACGGAGAAAAUAAAACGUGAAAGGAUAUUUUUAAGUAAAACCCUGGA
Molecule: messenger RNA, 3996 nt
Organism: Musca domestica (house fly)
Lineage: Eukaryota; Metazoa; Arthropoda; Insecta; Diptera; Muscidae
Product: protein alan shepard-like
Exons: 9
Coding region: 1360-2658 (432 amino acids)
Cellular component (GO): cytosol; ribonucleoprotein complex; nucleus
Molecular function (GO): poly(U) RNA binding; poly(A) binding; mRNA 3'-UTR binding
Source: RefSeq, a predicted model, not a curated record